GGCACUGACUGGCAUCACUGCUGGGCACUGACUGGCGGCACUGACUGGCACAACCCCUGGGCACUGACUGGUGGCACUGACUGGCGGCACUGCUGGGCUGCACUGGUGGGUGGCACUGGUGGGCAGCACUGGUGGGUGGGCACAGGUGGGUGGCACUGGUGGGCACAGGUGGGUGGGCACAGAUGGGUGGCACUGCUGGGCACAGGUAGGUGGCACUGCUGGGCACAGGUGGGCGGAACUUGCGGGUGGCACUGCUGGGCACCGAUCAUCAGGGCACUGAUCAUCAGUGCCCUGAUGAUCGGUGCCGAUCCCCACUCUGACAACUGCCGGUUCUCGGCAGUACUUUCCUCACGAUCUGACAGCGUGAGGAAAGUGCAGCCGACAACCGGCACUUGC
This is a messenger RNA of Staurois parvus, 396 nucleotides long. The record is from the annotation of a GenBank genome assembly. Lineage: Eukaryota; Metazoa; Chordata; Amphibia; Anura; Ranidae.